UCUUAAUUUGGUUGGAUCGCGAAACUUUUACUCGAAUUGGCGCUGCCUAGCCGCAGUUAAUUCGCUCGGCAAAUUGACUCCACACGGAGGAUCGGGGUACACAUAAAAUAAUCGCGAUUCCCGAGGCUUAAUUAUUCUCUACGGUACUUAAUUAUUCUCUCAGCAGUGAAAAUGAGUUUCAAGUAACGUAACAUCCCAGACGAAGACAUCGUAAAUAUCUCGUUUCGCGCCGCUAGCGUUGGGAAGGCUCAACGCGCAAGAUCGAUCGAUUUGCAUUUCUCUUUACGUUGAACUUUUCUUCAAAAUCAAUGACCGAUUUUUGGCCUCGUACGUGCCAAUUUGCGAGAAUAAAUUGUUUCUCUGAUUUGAGAAUCAGUUUAUACAGCGGGGGAUUUUGUGUACGUGGAGAGAGUCGUUUCCUGUACUAUUAUUUACUAUUCCUCUUUUGUAACGGAAUUACUCAUCGCCAAAUCUCGUUCUUCCUCGUCAACGGCUCUCGAGAGGCCUGCCUUCCUCUUUCCUGUGCUAUUCUUACCCGCAGCAAAUCACUUUUUUCACGCAUCGCGUUUUACGCCGAAUGCGAAUUAUCGUAAAUGACGUUCUCGCGAGCGAUUGUACUCGAUGAAAUCAUUCCUGGUUGUUUUCUCGGUUGCCCCUUGGCGGACGACGGUGAUGGUGAAAUCAUCGCCAGUAGACGACACUCCAGUAGAAGGGGUGAAACAACAUUAAAAGACGACUAUGAUCAACAAUAUCCUUAUAUGGUUAACUGGCGGGGACGAAUUCGCGGAUCAUGCCGUCGGUGAACGUUGCGAGAGGUGCGAUUCGAUUGUGGGCGGGCACGUCUAGGCAAAUACAGGUGGGGCCGCCGGUUCGAUUUCGGGCUGAAUAUGCUACGCCAACACCGGGGUCCCUUCCUCUCGAAACUAGACUCGGUGGGUCCCAAACGAGUCUUCCAUUCUUGGUAAAACGUCAGGUAGAAUUCACUUUUGUCAUAGGUAAUAGGAAUUUUAAUGUCGUUUCUGGCAACACGAUGACGAUUCUGUCCAGGGAAUUUCAGGAUAAUGCAUCAACUGCACGUGUGCGAAUUGUGCACUCCUCUUCCAGCGCUGGAGAGAGAAAGAAGUGACGACCGUUCGUUAAGGAAUUUCGAGUUCGUUCGACUGCAAACAUCUCCGUCGCUAAUUCUCACGGGAUUCGCGUCCGAUCUCGCCCUUUAUUCUUUGUACACUUGUUAGCUGGUACUUCGUGGUAAGAAUAAACGUGAUCCCAUCCACGCCGACGUCGGCGGUUGGCGGCGAUUGCAUUGUGAUCGAACGCGGGGCACGUUCCGCGUACGCGCAGAUUUACGCCUCCGCCGGCGCGGAGGCCUCGCAACCUGCUCUCGGUAUAGCUCUCUCCGCGUGACAUCCGUGCGAACACGUUUCGUAUCGUUAUCUCGCGCUCUAACCCACGUACACGACUACUCGCGCGUAGCCUUUUAAGGGCCGAUCGCGAACCCGAAGGUAUCGUCACCUUCUUCCAAUUGUUUCCGCGAUCCUCAGCCCGGUCGUUAGAUCGAAAUGAAAUUCAAAUCGCGAUUAAGCCGGGAGAACAAAUACUUUCCCUACGUCAUACCCGCGUAUCUAUGACAACGGCGGAGUUUUUUUUUUUUUUUUUUAUUCACGCAUCGUCACGCUUCGGGAAGCGACACUUUAUGUUUGUUCUGCGUCAGUCGGCCGCCUACCUCGUUCACCUUUGAAAUCGAUCCUCUCGGUUUCUCAUUACCUUAAUCGUUCUCGUCGCCUGGUGUCCCUCGCCUGCCGUGACGCGACUAUCGUCGCUACAACUCGUCGUUCGAGCCGACGCCCUUUUCAAGGGUACCCAGAAGUAAUACCCGACAUCCCAUUCGAAAAUCUCACACGACGGACCAUUCGUGUCUGCCGCGGAAAAUGCGGGGGGAAUUGGAGGUGUAAACGCUACGUGGCUAGUUUUUCGUGAUCUCCAACGCGGGAGACGCGCGACUCGAUUAGUCUCGGCGGGCCUCCCGAGAUCCCCUUCAAGGUUGAUCGCGGAGGGAGUAACCUCCGCCGGGGCCCCGGGGAGUAAUGGGCCGAGAUCGACUGCGGACCCGUUAUGCGACUUGGCGCAAGAAUGCCGCCGAGCCGGCCCCCGUGUAGCCCGCGCGUUGUGCCGCUCGCGAUACGAUGCCCUCGCGCGCGUGCCCUUCCUCUCCUUCGCUCUCACGGGGGAGAGAACGUCCCUCCUUCCCUCGAAUUUUUCUCUUCCCCCCACCUUUUUUUUUGAUUUUAUGAAGUUCUCUGAAUGUAAUUUUCUGCCUUUAUCUCCUUCAACUGUACUCUCGCCCGCAGAGGACACGCGAGAUCCCGGCUAUAAGCUUAUAGCUGUGGAGAUCUCACUUGUGUAUGUAUAGCUGUUGCGAUAGUCGCGUAUGCCACAUGGGCGAGUAAUAACGCAUAAGCGAUUGCCAGGCAAGCGGCCGUAAUAUCGUAGUUUCGCUCCGUCGCUUAACUCGCCGGUUAAUACCCCGUAGUUAGACGUCUGCAUGCGCGCGGUUCUUCUCCGGGAUGCGCGCAAUCUUUAAGAUAUCGACGCGCAUCGGACAUGCUGUGAUACGCCGUUCCCUUGGACCCGAUCUUCUCCCGAUGAAUCUCGGAUCCCCGAACGCGCGUCCGCCGUUUUGGCAUACCUACACCUCGCGAUAUGAGGUAUGACGUGCGUGCUCCCCGCGAGAGCGGGACUAUGCUCAUAUAAGGCGCGCACACGUGUGUGUGUGUAUUAUGCUCGAGGAUGCGAGAGAGUAAGUUUUUUCUCGGAACGCAUGAUUCAGCACACCCGGCGACAUUAAGAGCGAGAGACCGUCGUCGCCAAUCGGCGUUUAAUGAAUUAACAAGGGCUCGUUCCAUUAGGCGCGGAGUGCGGGAUCAAUUAAAGCCGCAUUCACGGGUCAACGAGCGGCGAGAGAUGCAUUCUCCUCGGUUCGAGAGCCGCAGCCUUUUAAAUUGAAUUCCCGGAACGGAAGAGACGCGUACCGUUAUGGAUUUUUAAUCGAAUCCGAAAACGGAUGGCGAAUUUUUAAUUUUUACAGCGAAGAAAGAAAAAAAGAACCCUGAUUGCUCUCGCGCGUCGAGUGCGCGCGAUUCAGGUUUUUUUUUCUUUCGGGAGUCAGUUUUUAUAAGCCGUUCUCUUCUUUCCUCGUAAUUAUAUUUAACGGUGCCGAGACGAGAAGGAUCUCGACAUCGACGCCAUCGGCUCUUCCUGCGCGCAAUGACGACCGGCGGAACGUGUCGCGGAACGACCUCGCCUAACCGCGUGUCACUCUGUUUUCUUUCCGUUUCUAAUUUCGUGCGGGCAAGACUGACGACCGGCUUCGGCGUGCGUGCGUGCGUGCGUGCAUGUAUGUAUGCAUGUGCGUCCGAUCACGCGCGCGUCCGAGCCGAUCGUGUAUGCGCGUCGCGCCUUGCAUCGCGUCGCGACGACAACGCACCUCUCGUAUUCCGCGCACGCAAUUUCCAUCGUCUUAGGCAUUUAAUUCUGAGCUUCUUCCUUGAGCUCUUUUUAAAUUUUAUCACGCAGAGAGAGAGAGAGAGAGAGAGAGGAGAGAGGAAGGGAUGGGAGAGGGGGAGGGGGAUAAUACGCGUUGCGCGCUGUCCACGAUCGAACGGUAGUGCAACAAUCGCGUCUGCUGGCAGAGCCAGCAGCAGAGCCCCCCUUCGCCACCGCCGCGUCGGCGAAUUGGUCCAUGACGGACCGUCCUGACACACGCACCGACCACACGGCGGGCACCCACGUACCCGUUCUCCGUUUACCAUAUGCGGGGAGUUCGAUCUCGCGGUUAGAGGCGCGCUUCCAUCGUCGCCUUAAGGCCUCCGCCGGUGCCAGGCGUGUGCGUCGGCGCUCAGUCUCCACGCGCCUCGCGGAUCGUCAGUUCGAAAAGGUCGCUCGAUCUGUCCAAUCCGCCCGUCCAUCUGUCCGUCCGAUUUCACUUUUCGCAUCGGUGUGUUCACGGGCCGGGAUGUUCGACGUCGUACCGGCCCAGCCGUAGGUGCGUGUCGCAGGCAUUUACAGUGCUACGAAAUUAGCGAAACGGGGGCGCAAUUGUCUGCCGGUCUGUCUUGCUUUAUUGGGUUUUCCACCUUCGUGUUGUCACUGACAGGGACACGACGGCGAGUCGGGCGUCCUUUCGAGAAUUCACAAAGUGCCAUAUCGUAUAAGAGGUCGCGGGCGAUAUAAAAGCGACUCGCAUUUGCAUACGCGCCGCGCGGCAGAUUGGAAUCCGAAGGUGGAGGGAAUCCCAGGCCGAUUCCCCGAACGACCGAGGGGAGGGUCCGAGAAAACCGACCGCGUUCCAGCCGAGGCUGGUGCACGUCGUGGUAAACAACGACGGACAAUCGGGUGGACAUCGUAGAGACUCGCGAGACUAACUUAACGAACGAAUCGAAUUGAAAAAGCUCCGAUCUGAGAAUUGACUUUGAAAGAGAAAGAGAGAGAGAAAGAGCGAGAAAAUUUGCGAAAAUGUGAAAAAAAAAAGAUCGCUAUUCGCGCGCGAUUGGGAGCCAACGAACGAGCGUGUACACCACGAGGUACACACCUUCGAAAGAACAAGCAGCGCGGUUUUCUACGAACACUUUAAACGUCGAGUGGUGAACGUGAUUUAAACACGCGGAAUAAGCGAGACUAAUCGAGCACCCUGCCGCCGGCUGGUGCUGUCAGGGCGACGGAGAACGGCGUCUCCGGUUCCGCGUUCUCGCGGUGUCGUGAAGAAGUGUGUCAUGAUAGUUCGCGCGUGAGCCGGGUAUGAACGUUGAAACCUGCACCCUCUACUUCGCUGGGACGGCCCGGGGCCCGGAGAAGGACAGAAUGUCGACCCAGGCUUACUACAAGGACCGGCUCGGUUUCGAUCCAGCGGACACCGUCGCCGAGCACCAUCGCGAGCAACGUUCCCAGCACGGUUACGAGGAGUCGCUCUCCAAAUUUAAAGACGAACGAGACGCUAUACAGAAGAAGACCUUCACGAAGUGGGUGAACAAGCAUUUGAAAAAGCACUGGAAAUACGUCAAGACUUACACGUGCCUACACGUGUGCGUCCUUGUGAACAACCAACCAUGCUGUUCCCCCACCGCGAGCAGACAUGUCGGCGACCUGUUCGAGGAUCUACGCGAUGGCCACAAUCUCAUCUCCUUGCUGGAAGUGCUCACCGGCGAGCCCUUUCCGCGGGAGAGGGGACGAAUGCGCUUUCACAUGCUGCAGAACGUGCAGAUGGCCCUCGAUUUUUUACGAUACAAGAAGAUCAAGCUGGUCAACAUCCGGGCGGAGGACAUCGUGGACGGUAACCCGAAGCUCACACUCGGCCUGAUAUGGACCAUUAUCUUGCACUUCCAGAGCUGGCGACGCAAGAUAUCGGAUAUAGUGGUCGGUCAGGAACCGAAUGUGACGGCGCGCGAGGCCCUGCUACGAUGGGCCCGACGAACGACCGCCCGGUAUCCUGGUGUACGAGUGACCGAUUUUACCUGUUCCUGGAGGGACGGUCUGGCUUUCAGCGCCCUUCUCCACAGGAACCGGCCGGACUUGGUCGAUUGGAGAAGCGCGCGUUCAAGCCAGCCGCGGGAGCGGCUCGAUCGGGUCUUCUUCGUUGCCGAACGCGAGUACGGCGUUACAAGGCUUCUCGAUCCAGAAGAUGUUGACACCCCUGAACCGGACGAGAAGUCCUUGAUAACGUACAUUUCUUCGCUCUACGAUGUGUUCCCGGAGCCGCCGGCCAUUCACCCGCUAUACGAUGCCGAGGCGCAAAGACGGUCCGCGGAGUAUCGCGAGCUCGCGAGCUCGCUUCAUAUGUGGAUUCGCGAGAAGAUGGCCCUUAUGCAAGAGCGUUCGUUCCCGCCGACCCUGAUCGAGAUGAAGAAACUAGCGGCGGACAGUACGAAGUUCAAGAAUGAGGAGGUGCCGCUACGAUACAGGGACAAACAGAAAUUGACGCACAUUUUCCGAGACUUGCAAAAGUACUUUGAAGCGGUAGGCGAAGUGGACAUAGAGCCGGAAUUACAUAUUGACAUCAUCGACAAGAAUUGGAAUCGCCUGAUGAUGUUGCAUCAGGAACGUGAGCAGGCUAUCAUAGAUGAAAUUAAACGACUCGAGCGACUGCAACGACUCGCCGAGAAAGUGCAUCGUGAGAUGAAAACGACCGACAACAGACUGGAGGAGCUCGAGAGACGUGUAGAAGACGAGGCACGUAGGCUUGAUCGCCUUCAUCCUUUGGAAGCAAAGCAUGCGGUGGAUCUGCUGGAACAGGACAUACGCAACACGGAAACCCAAAUACAGAAUAUAUUCACCGAUGUACAUACCCUUACGGAGGGCAGAUACAGUCAGGCGGCCGAGCUUCACAAGAGAGUGCAGAAAUUACAUCAAAGAUGGGUCGCUUUGCGAUCUUUGCUGCAUAGGCGUUUGGUACAACCGCUUUCUCUGGUUUCCUUCCCUGUGGAGGAACGCGUUGUCACAAAACACCGCACUACCGUCCACGAAACACGAUUGGUUGAUACAAAUCCACACUUCCGCGCGUUGCACGACUGCAUAGACUGGUGUAAGAACAAAUUAAAGCAUCUACAAGAAGCGGAUUAUGGAUCGGACUUGGUCAGUGUGCAAAAGGAGUUGGAGCAACAUCAGCCAGAGCACAAGAACAUUACUCUGUUCCAAGCCAAAGUCGACAAGUGCGUGCAAGCGAAGAAUAAUUUCCAUGGCGAGGAACUCACGCUGUACAGUCAACAUCUUACCACUCUGCAAAAGCUUUAUGCCGAGCUUCUUGCCGUGUCGAAUAAGAGACUUUCUGAUUUGGAUACCCUACAUGAUUUCAUUCAAUCGGCUAAUGGCGAAUUGGCUUGGUUGCACGCCAAGGAAGACAUAGAAGUCACACGCGAUUGGAGCGAUAAGAACCUCAAUGUGAAGAGCAUCGAGCAAUAUUUCGGGCAAACAUAUGGAUCUGGUAUAGAGUCUUUGAUGAGCGAUAUGGAGAAACGCGAAAUACAAUUUUUGGCAGUGCAAGAUCGUGGUGAGGCGCUGAUUCUUCAACAACAUCCUGCGACAAAAACAAUUGAAAAUCACAUGUCUGUGAUGCAAACUCAUUGGGCCUGGCUGCUGCAACUCACUCACUGCCUCGAAGUGCAUCUAAAAGAUGCCGCGCAAAAUCAACAAUUCUUCAAAGAUAUCCAGCAAGCUGAGCAGUGGAUCUCCAAACGAGAUGAAAUGCUAAACACUACUUAUUCGCAAUCCGAUUUCUCAUUGGACGAGGGUGAACGACUUAUGAAGGACAUGCAAGAGUUGCGCGAGGAACUUAAUAAUUAUGGCGAUCACGUACAGAGACUCGUGGAAAGGGCAAAGGACAUCGUCCCCAUGAAGCAACGCAAGCAACCUGUUAUGCGGCCGUUACAGGUCACUUGUAUCUGUACCUACAAACAAGUCGAUAUAUCCAUCGAGAAAGGAGAACAAUGUACCCUGUAUGAUAAUUCCGGUAGAGUUAGGUGGCGUGUCAAGAACACGCAAGGAGUAGAAUCUCCUGUGCCAGGUGUCUGCUUCGCGCUGCAACCUCCCGAUAAAGAAGCACUGGAUGCUGCUGAAAGAUUAAGACGACAGUACGAUAGAAGCGUUGCUCUCUGGCAACGAAAACAAUUGAGACUAAGACAAAACAUGAUAUUCGCGACUAUCAAGGUGGUCAAAGGUUGGGAUCUGCCGUAUUUCUUGGCGAUGGGACAGGAUCAACGUACCACUAUUAGAAAAGCGCUGAACGAAGACGCGGACAAAUUGCUGUCCGAGGGCGAUCCGGCAGAUCCACAACUCAGAAGAUUGAAACGAGAGAUGGCAGAUGUAAAUCGAUUGUUCGAUGAAUUCGAGAAGCGCGCUAGAGCCGAGGAAGAAUCAAAGAACGCAGGACGCAUUUUCAAUGAUCAAGCGUCUUUACUUCAGCAAGCACUCGACGAUGCCGAGCGAGUAUUGAACACACGCAUAGCUGCACCUUUACCUCGAGACCUCGACAGCUUGGAACAUCUCGUGUUCCAACAUAAAGAUUUUGAACAGAAUCUGCAACGUUUGGCGCCGGACGUGGAACAACUGCAACAGACGUUCCGUGGAAUCACCUUAAAGACCCCAGCAAUGAGAAAUAAACUUGAUAAUAUCACGAGCAAGUGGAGUCAUCUAUGGAAUUUAAGUAGUUUGUAUGUUGAGCGCUUGAAGUGCAUCGAGAUUGUGCUGACCAGUCUCGAGGAAAACACAGCAGCCAUUUCCGAAUUUGAGAUCAAAUUGGCCUCCUUCGGCGAGUUACCAUCGGAUGUGAAAGGUUUACAAAGCGUAUUGGAGGAUUUGAUGGUUCUUCAAAAUGCUAUUGCGCAGCAACAAGUAUUGGUAGAUCAACUGAACGAAGACGCACACAACGCCAGGCGUCUCGUGGAGAAAUCAAGACCAAAUCACCGUGGCCCGCACGGCGACAUGGACAGAUUGGAUGCUGAGGUCAACAAACUAAAUGCACGAUGGACAAAUGUCUGCGGACAAUUGGUCGACAUAUUGCGUAGCGCUGAAACAGCGUAUGGAUUGGCACAGCAGUAUCAGAACUCUUAUCAGAAUGAAGUGGACUUUGUUGAUGAAUCCUACGCAAAGUUAGAACUGGAAAACACGAAGAACUUGUUGGGCAAGGUGUUGGAUCGCACGCCGGCAAUCGAGGCGGUGAAUCUCACGGGCGGCAGACUGAUCCGCGAAGGAAAGAUCUACGGGCAAAGGCUCCGAGCGUUCAAAGAACAAUUGGAAGAUAUCUGCCCGUCGUUGGAUGCAUCGGUGAAGAGGCCGCGAAGAGAUUCCGUUAUUACAGUCGAUAAUGUUGCGCGCGAUCUAGAUACCUUGAACCGAAGAUACACGAAUCUCGUGAACCUGCUUGAGGAGCGAGUCAGGCAGCUAUCAUUACUACAUCCCGAGGACACUUCCCUACAGCGUGUUCUUCAAGAACAAAGACCGCUGCGGACAUUCCGCACGGAGUUCAACAUAUAUGAAAGCACUACUAGCGAGGAGCGUUAUACAUCCACAACCACACACUAUACCCAGUCGCAAUACACAUCCGAGAGGCAUGAGUCCACUGAGACGACUUUCUCAAGCGAGAUCUCAAAACGAAGUUACAACGCGGAGCAGGCCGCGUAUCGUCCUAAUGGCGAGACCACCAGUCCGGGCGCCGUUCCAUCCGUCGGCGCCGGUGGUACCCUGCUCAAGCGCUCGUACGAGAGCAGUACGACGAGCUCCAACAGGCAACAGCAUCAGCAGCAGCAGCAGCAGCAGCACGAGUUCUCGUCCGUCACGGACGGCGGGUUUAGUAGCGAGCUUAGGGAUCUUAGGAGGGUACCGCGGGUUGACGACGCGGGCGUUAUCGGGACGAAGAACGUAAUUGACGUUAGGGGUAUCGUAGAUCCGAGCACUGGCGAGAUCCUGACCGUAGGCGAGGCGAUUCGGCUCAGGAUUCUCGAUGUUAGGAACGGUAGGAUAGUAACGUCGAGCGACAGCAGGACGAGUGUGUCGAUUGAGGAGGCCGCACGCGACGGUAUCAUCGACGCGGCGCUGGCCGAUCGACUGUUAGGUCCAUGCGGGGUGAACGAGGAGGGUCGUCGGGUGUCUCUGCUUGAGGCGAUUCAGCGGGAGCUCUGCGACGCCGAGCGUGCCGACAUCGCGGACCGAGUUAAGGUAACGACAACACGUCGCGACGACGGUGGCGGUAAUAACGCCGCCACCACAACGGGAUUUAGCGUUGUCGAUGCGAUAAGAGAGGGCUUGUUGGAUCCGGUCACGGGGCAGGUCGUCGCCGAAAACGGCGAACGAAUCUCAAUCGAGGAGGCGUAUUCGCGCGGCUAUCUUACCAAGGUGGAUGUGACCGUUAGGGUGACUCGUAGUGCUAUCGCGCUCUCUGAUGCAAUAUCGCAGGGUCUCGUGGAUGAUCGGACCGGCCGUGUUGCCGAUAGAAUUACCGGCGAGUCUUAUUUGUUGGACGAGGCCGUCGACAAAGGUAUUAUCAAUCCGAAUGUGAAAGAGAUCGUGGAUACGAGGAACGACAGCAAAAUAACAGUGACUGAGGCCAUAAAGCGCGGUAUAGUAAAUACUAAGAGUGGUAGAUACAUGCACGGCUUGUCGAUGGAGAAACUGCCGUUCAAGGAAGCUCGUCGUCGGCAGCUGAUUGUCAAACCGAUGACGCUCAAAGACUGUUGUGAUCUGGAAAUCAUCGACGACAAAGGCAAGAUAGCCAGCCCGGCACACCGUAGCAAGUUAACGAUACUGGAGGCCAUAUCCCGCGGCGUCUUAGACUCGGAAAACGUCAAGUCUAUAGUAGAUACCCGAACCGGCGAAAUGAUUACCCUAGCCGAUGCCUUAACCAGCGGUAUAAUUAAAGUCGACGGCACGUAUCGUGACAUGUUGAAGACUGAAGAGUUCUCUAUUCCUCAGGCCGUUGAAAAAGGCCUAAUCACGUCGGUGACUCAAAAGAGUAUCUUUGAUAUUGAUGGCUUCAAGGAUCCGGUUUCCGGCGAGUACAUCAGUCUGAACGCGGCAUUGUUGAAAGGUCUGAUCAGUUCAAAGUCUGGUGGUACCUUUACGACUGACCUGAAAACCGGAAAAACUGUUUCGCUGAGUGAAGCAGAGGAACAGGGUUAUAUUAGACCGGAAGUAUCGGAGAUGUUGAACCGUGGCAUCGGUAUCAUUGAGAACGGACGUGAGACGAGCGUUUUGGAGGCCGUGCUACUUGGAUUGUUAGACCCGAAAUCUGGUCAAUUACUGGAUCCGCGUAACAAGAGAAUAGUGCCUUUGGAGGAGGCGAUUAAGCGAGGACUCAUCACUCCCGACGGUGCCGCGUUGCUCACCAGUCUGUUGAAUAUCGCGGUCACCACGCAGACUGUAACGAAGACUGUAAAAAGAUAUGUAACGACUUUGCAAACGGGCGAGGUUGUUACAAGAGAUUACAAAAUUAGUUACGACGAAGCAUUGAGCAGCGGCUUAAUCGACAAAAGUAGAAAUGAAUUUAGAGAUCCUGAUUCGGGAGUAACGAUGUCUAUUGAAGAUGCCUUCGAGCAAAGCUUACUUGGUGAUGACACUAGCCAAUGCAUUGUGCAUUCACGAGAACACACUCCGGAUUCAUUGCAAACAACUUUCGAAAGCACUUUAACGGCAAGUAUCGGCGAAGUAUCUAAAAAUAGAAGAAGCGAAUCGCCACCUAGAGCAAUUGGCACGGUUACUACUAUUAUUACUAAAGACAUUGCUCCGCGAGCAUCGUCUACGCCAACGAAAGAGUCGUCAUCCUUGGUUACGAUGACGACCGCACCGUCAACAAUGAUUGAUUCUAUUUUUUCUGUGCAAGAUUCGACGUUUAAAGAGAUGUCAUCAUCGACGGAAGUUAGCGAAUCGACCAAAUGGACGUCCGAAAUAACAUCGAAAACAAGUUCACUCGAAGAAACGCAUACAUUGAGUCUUAAAUCACCUUUGCAUGACGAGAAACGAGAUAUGGAAACAGAAGUAACCACAUCAGUAGUUACACCAACUACAAGUUCGGAGAUAAUGAGAUUUAUAGAAAACGAACGUAUUUCUACGGAUAAACGAGUGUUCGAAUUACCCACGGAUGGCUGGACACUCGCAGAAGCUAUCGAUAGAAAGCUAUUUGAUUCUGCUACAGGUCUUUUCAUAAUUCCAGGCACCGACAGAUUAGUCUCUUUCGAAGAGUGUAUCAAGCUGCAGAUUAUCAAUCCGAAUUCUGGCUUCGUUAUUGAUCCUAGUAAUGGAAGAAAGGUAUCCUUAAUGCGAAGCUUGGAGAAGAAUAUCUUAGACUCCACGGGUCACUACUGUUAUCCGCAAAAGAUCUCGAUGAGAGAAGCCAUCGCGAAUGGAUUAAUUAUAUUGAUAGGCGGACCUAACAUAGACAGCGAUAACACUAAUCAGAGGCUUCUUCAGAUUACGAGGGUUUCAGGCAAGCCCGAUAAAGUGGAGUUAACGCGUGUCGGCGAUCCUUCUCAACAAAUGGAGAUAAAGACCAGCGAUGAAAUAUCUACACCAGAUCCAGUGCAAGUAACUCAAGGAGUGAUUUAUGACCCAGGGACAGCCUUGGUGAUUUCUACGAAAACAGGCAAAUCUGCGAAUCUCUUAGCCGCAGUUUCCGAAGGAACGAUACCAUCUACUGCCGUAAUCGUCAAGGAUCCAACAACGGGUAAAGACAUCAGCAUGGCGGACGCUGUUAAUCGCGGUAUUCUGAAUAUUAACACACACGAAUAUAAAAUCGACGAUGGUAGGAAAAUAUCACUGAUCGAUGCAGCAAAAUUCGGAGUGAUAGCUGUUAUCGGUGCCCCUCUUGCGGCUACCGCAGCCGCCAUAGAAGCAGUGCAGAGAACAAUGGUCAAAGAUCCAGUAACAGGCAAGAAAGUGCCGAGAGAAGUCGCCAUUGAACGUGGCAUUAUUCCGAUGGACGAUAAUGCAACUUCACCGAUUAUUGACUCUACAGAUGGUACACCAGAUGAAAAUGAAAAAAAUACCGUAAAACGCGAUGAAUCUGAAAAAAUUCGUGUAUCAAAAGAAGAUACUAAGAGUACAACUUCGAUUGAAUUGUCGAGUGACGUUCCGGAUGGCGAAAAUCUGGGCAUGAAGACCAGAGCGCGAGUAACGGUCGAGCCAAAAUAUCAAGUUACGAUUGGUAAAGCGAGAACACUAUCACAGAGUCCCGAGCGAGAGGCGAAACCUAUCGUUCUACAGAAAAUGCGAAAGAGAAUAGUAAAAGUCGAGGAAGCAUUACAGAGCGGUCUCAUCGAUGUAGAAACGGCCGAGACUUUCGCCAAGAAAAUGUGCAAUGAAAAAGGAGAGCCAAUCACUCUUUCGGAGGCAAUCCGCAAUAACCAGAUAGACGCCAAUCAGGGACAGAUUGUAGAUUCACAAAGGAACGAGAUGCUAAGCAUUAAGCAGGCUAUUGAUCGUGGAAUUUUGGAUUCGGAGAACGCGCAUAUAUUGGUUCCUUUGGCGAAAAGCUUGUCCGUGCAUAGCUUAUAUAAGCAAGGCCUGUUAGAUCCUUUAGAAGGUAAAAUCGUCCAUCCAGAAACGGGCGCGCAUCUUACUCUUAAUGAAGCUAUAGUUUGCGAAAUAGUGGAUCCUCUAUCUAACUUAAUGUUUAGUGUCGAUGGUCGUACGGAAACGUUACAGUCCGCCAUUGCAAAUGACACUAUCGACGCAGAAAAAUUGUUGGUUAAAACGCAGGACGGUAGUGUAAAUCUAGUCAAAGCAGUAGAAAACAAAGUGUUUCAGUUGAAGGAACCGGCCGAAUCUUUCAAUAUACCGCCAGCAGGAAUGACAUUCCCCGUUGCGCUAAAACGAGGAUUGAUAGACAUCAGCAAAAAAAUAAUACGUCAUCCAAUUACUGGAGAACAUUUACCAUUAGAGGAUGCUAUAAAGACAGAUUUUAUUAUGGCGUUACCAUAUCCAAUGGCUCCUGAUAGUAUCGAAAUAACGAAAGCUUUGGAAUCUGGAUUGAUCGACAGAGACAACGCUGUAUUUUUCCAUCCCACUACAGGAACUCCAAUUCCAAUUGUUGAGGCUGUCGAAUCUGGUUUGCUUAUCAUCAAACCAUCGGAUUGUAAUGAAAACACAGCUGCUAUCACUGAAACGAUUACAUCAUAUCACACUAUCACGACUAAGACCGUUGAGCUUUUGCCAGGUUAUGCCUUGAAGAGUGCGAUGGAAGUACAAGAUAUUAAUACUGGUAAUAUUAUUACUAUUGAAGAAGCUCGACAAAGAGGCAUUAUCAAAGACGAAUCUGAAACUAAACAGGAAUUCACAACGAAAGACAUUAAGAUGUCCUUCGAUCAAGCGGUGGAGAAAGGAUUCGUAGAUAUGAACGAGGGUACUUAUACUGAUCCUUGCACUGGAACCACAAUGCCCAUUGCUAAAGCUGUUGAGGAAGGAAUCCUUGAUACUUCAUCUAGCAAGAGCGAAUCUGUAACAUCCAAGAAAUCGCCCAAAAACAGUUUAACUGUAUUAGAAGCGAUCGAGGAAAUUUAUGACGAAAAAACUGGAACGUUUAAAGAUCCCGAGACGAACGAAUCUUACAAUUUAACAGAAGCGAUGGAAGUAGGCUUAAUUGAACCUGAUUCCAUUCUUUAUAAUGUCAAAACCAAAGAAUCUAUCACCACCAAAGAAGCAGUAGAACAAGGUAUGCUCGAUCCUGUCACUGGAAAAAUGAAGACCAUGCGAGAUCAAAUGGAUCGUCCGAUUAACAUAACAAAAGCUGCGAAAAUGGGUCUCCUGGCAGUCGUAGCAGCACCAGUCUUGGCUGGAAAAGCAAUUGUCGAUGCAAUUUCAAGUCAUAAGUCUAAAGAGACAAAACCAGCCGUGACGAAAUUAUCCGCCUCAGCGAAGAAGGAAUCAAGUCCGCCUGAAAAAAUUAUUUUAGAUCAAAUAGAAAAAUCUCGUGUUGAUUCUCAGAAUGAAGAUAAAAAGUCGAGCACGAUGGAAAUACAGAAAGCGAUUUCAGAUGCAAGAAUGAUAGAAGAGAUUCAAAUUACAGAAAUGGAGGACGAUAAUCAAUUGAAGAGAAUUACGAACGAAGAAAGGUCGAGACAUAUUUCGAUAACCAUUACGAAAGAUUUAACGCCUCAGAUUCUUGCGGAAUUUGGAGUUUUUGAUCCUGUAAAAGAAAAAUUCUUGGAUCCGGAAACGGGUUCUGUCACUUCCUUUAAUGAUCUGGUAUUAAACCUGAAUGUCUUCGAUCCCGAUCGAGUACUUGUUAAAGAUCUGUCGUCUAAAACGGACUUGUACGUAAAAUUGCGCGAGGCAAUUAAUCGACCUCUUGUAGAUAGAAACGUCGCUUAUAUGGUUGAUCCGAAGACUGGUAAAAAGAUACCGUUCUUCGAGGCAGUGCGAUUGGAAUGGAUUAAAGAAGAACCGGAAGACGAAGUAGAGGGAGAACAGUUCACAGGAUCACAGACUUUAGGCUUGCAAGAAGCUGUCGACACUGGCAUGUGUAAUCCUAUCACAGGAACGAUUCGAGAUCCAAAAACGGGAGAAACAUUAUCCAUGAGUGAAGCUAUUGACACGGGACUUAUUGACGCUGAUAUGCUUGGUAUGAGAAAUCCGAUUACGGACGAAAUUGUGCCAUUUUCCGAAGCGCUGGAAACUGGUACCAUAGAUCUUCGCAAGGAUGUUGUCAUUAAUACAGAAACGAAGACGAAAAUUGAUAUUACAUCCGCGUUUCUGCGAGGUCUGAUCGUGCCCGUUUCUCGCAAGCCAAUCUCGCUAGAAGCCAUAAUUAAGCAAGGUCGCUACGAUGCCGAGACUGGAAGAAUAGAAGAUCCUCUAACUAAACAGUCGAUCGAUGUCGAAGAGGGUGUUCACAGAAGCAUCGUCGAUGCUUUUAUUACUGAGAUUGUUGAUACGAAAGCCGGAAAGUCUGUCUCGUUAGACGAUGCGCUGACGAUGAACUUGUUGAUUCCAAGUACAGGUCGGUUGCGUAACACGAAAGCGGGAGAACUUCUACCCUUAGAUGUAGCGCUUGAUAAAGGUUUGAUUAUUACAACACCGGUUGUGCCUUCACUGAUUGACGCGAUUGUUCAGGAAUACUAUUCACCAAAGACUGGCCUCGUUCUGAAUCCUAUGACGGGUGAAAAUUUAACAUUGAAAGAUGCCUUAGCCAUUGGUUACGUUAACGGUUCCACCACAGUGGUAAAAGAUGAUAGAAAAGAAAGCGUUAUUCCCCUAAACGAAGCAGAAGGAAGCAAACUGAUAGAUUUAGUAAGAGGAACAUUGAAUUAUCCACAUUCUAUGACAUUGGACAUCGCUUUUGAGAAAGGAUACAUCUUGAGUACCGUGAAACCAUGGACAUUACAAGAAGCUCUAGCUCUUCAAAUUUACGAUCCAAAAUCCAGUACUUUUAAUAUUGAUGGUAAUAAUUGUACUUUAGAAGAAGCAAUCGAUAAAGGGUUUAUUAGCAAGGACAGCCCAUCGAUUAAAGAUCCGAGAAACAACGAUAUUAUAUCUCUGGGCGAUGCUAUUAAGCACGGUUUUAUCAACGCUAAGACCAGUAUGGCAGUAGAUCCGUGUACCAGUGCGCCUCUUUCGUUAACCGACGCAUUGGAUCGCGGCUUUAUAGUACCAGCGAAACGUAAAAUAUCUCUGCCAGAUGCUGUUUUUAAAGGAUUAUAUGAUCCUAAGACCGGGCAAUUUACCAUACCUGACACUCAAGAAAAGCUUCCUACUGAUCGCGCGAUAAAAAUGGGUGUGAUAGAUACUACGACUGCGAUCGUACGAGAUCCUAACGGUGACGUAAUAACAUUCAAUAAGGCUAUUAAAACAUCCGUAGUCGAUCCAAAGUCUGGAACAGUUAGCCAUGCUAGAGGACCACCUGUAGAUUUCCAGGAAGCGUUAGAACGUGGUUUGCUCCUCGAAACAAGAAGACCAAUGAGUUUCAGCGAGGCAGUUUUAAAAGGUAUUCUUGAUGAAAAGACUAACAAAUUUUUAGAUCCACAAACAGGUAUUUAUUUAACAGUAAUGGAAGCCAUUCAAAAGAAUCUAAUAGACGCUGACUCGGUUACCGUCAAAGAUACGAGGUCUAGUAUUUGGAAAACUAUGACACUAAUGGAAGCUAUACAAUCAAACUACAUAGACGGCACUACUGGCUACCUCAAAGAUCCAAGCAAGGGUAACAGAAAUGUAUCUCUGAGGGAUGCCUUUGAAUCUGGCCUCAUUGUUGACAAUAGAGCCGCUGUUUCUUUGCAGCGUGCCAUCCAUCAAGGAUUGUACGACGAUAACACGGGCAAGAUCAUCGAUCCCAGUACGGACAGAGCAGUAACGUUACACGAAGCGAUGAGGAAAUGCAUAAUCAGUCCCACAUUACCAUGCUACUGGGACAAACGUGGUGAACGUUUGUUGUCAUUGGCGGAAACAUGUCGUGCUGGUGUAAUCGAUAGACGUACUGGUAUGUUUAAAGAACCAGGCACCAGUGGUUCGGUCUCAUUGUCGAUUGCAUUGCAGCUCGGUCUUAUCAUCGACAUAGAGAGUAUGGGAUUCGGCCUAUACGAGACAAUAUUAAUGAAUAUGUACGAUGUUUCUUCGAGUAAAUUUGUGCAUCCAACCAGCAAUCGCAAGCUAACAUUGGCCGAAGCAUGUCAAAUAGAUCUAAUAAAUCCUCUGAUAUCGAUCGUUAAGUGCACUAAAUCUAACAGAUACAUGCCAUUAACUGAAGCAAUUUCUUUGGGUAUCGUCGAUGAUAUUCGCAGCAUGUAUAUUAUUCGAGAGCUUGACAAAGCGAUUAAUCUGCAAGAAGCAGUGAAAAAAGGUUUUAUCGUCACAUCGAAGACGCCCCUCUCGAUCGAGGAGGCGGUCAAGUGUCGUCUUUACCGUGGUGAUAGUGGCAAAUUCUCUAAUCCCGUUAUUAAUGAAUAUCACGAUCUGCUUCAAGCAAUCAGCUGUGGUCUUAUAGAUCCUGAUACCACCGCCUUGAAAGAUGCGACAACCGGACAGAUCAAGUCGUUGUUGGUGGGUAUCGAGGAUGGGACGAUUGAUGUGUCCCGUGGAAGAAUAUUAGAUUCCAAGACAACGCGCGCUUUUAAUUUUGAUGUAGCUUUGGAAAGAGGCUUAUUGGUCACGAUUGACAAACCUCUGGCGCAACAAAUAACACAUAGAUCACCCUUAGAAGCCUCCAAAGCUGGACUUAGUGACAAAAAUAUCAAAGAAUGCACUUUAGAAGAAGCGAUCAAGUACCAACUGAUCGAUCCGAACACGUCGGUUGUGAAAGAUCCUAGAACCGGUCGAUUUGUGAUAACGGCAAGAGCAAUUGCAGACGGUGUCAUUGAUCCUUCCAUCAAAGGUACGAUUGAACUGAACGGUGGAACCAAGAGGGAACCGCGUUUCGUGCGUUUCGGUGACGUCAUUGUAUUUGUUAAGGAACCUAUUACUUUCGAGGAGGCAAUCGAGAAAGAGUAUCUAUCGUUGGAAUCGGGCAAAUUUACAGAUCCGAUCUCGAACGAACAAUUGACUCUCAAGGAAGCAGUCGGUCUCGGUAUCGUAGACUCAGACUCGGCGUUGAUUAAAGACUCGCAGAAGAAGAAACUGGUAAAAUUGCCGGAGGCGUUCCGUAAGGGCAUGAUGGACGCGGAGAAGGGCAGUGUAUUGGAUACUGCCACGUCCAAAUUGUACAGCUUGUCUAAGGCUCUGGAAACCGGCCUAUUGAUCACUCCAAAAAAUGGCGUUUCGUUCAUCGAAGCGCUGCAGUUCGGUCUUUACAAUCCGACCACGGGUGGCUUUCACGAUCCCUUCGUUGUUACUUUCGUGUUAGAUCGUAGACGCCUCACGUUGGCGGACGCGAUCGAGUCGGGCCUGAUUGAUCCAUCCACCACCGUAAUCAAAGAUCCGUUCACGGGUAAUAUCGCGAGUCUGUUAGAGGCAGUGAAUAGUGGGAAGAUAGAUUCCGUAGGAGGCAGAUUAAUCGAGGACACUGACGGCAAGAGUAUCGACUUCGUGAGAGCCUUGGAGCGGGGCUAUAUUCUCGCCGCUGAAGCCAGGCAAGCGGUGGAGGAGAAGUACAAACUCUGUGACGAAACGUUGUCUAAGCUCCUGCAAUGGAUCUCUCAAAUUGAGGACAAACUGGCGGAUCAAGAUACCGUCAAGGAAGAUGUAGAGCAAUUGAGAAAACAGAUAAUUAUCAUGAAAGAGAUAAAGGAGGAUCUUGAAUCGCACAGUCGACCCGUCUCAUCCUGCUUGGAUCAGAUUCGACAAGUCGUCUUGACUGGUAGCAACGUGUUAUCUAGUGACGAAGUGUCCACAUUGGAAAAGAACGGUCGAUCUCUGAAGACACGAUUCGACAAAGCGUUAGAUCGCACUGACAAAUUAGUGAAACGUCUCAUUGGUGCCAGAGAUGAACUAACGAAGUUCAAGAAUGAGCUCACGACGUUCUCGAUUUGGUUGGACAAAGCCAGAAGCGUGCUCGAGGAUAAAGAGCGUUCCUUGACCGAUCUGAAUAAGCUCACUAGUAGUACAGACACCACUCGUGAUUUUAUCAGUGAUGUUAUCGCUCAUCAAGCAGAUUUGAGAUUUAUUACAAUGGCCGCACAAAAAUUUGUUGAUGAGAGUAAGGAGUAUCUUCAAGUUCUUAAUGACUUCAGGACCAGUUUACCACAAAGAUUGCCACACAAAGAACCCACAGCUAGUCAAGAUUCGCCAAUACGAGCCGAAGUAUCGAGCGCGACAGCUCGAUACAAAGAUCUACUAUCUCGAGCAAAUCUUUUGUCGGACAGAUUGUCAGGAGUCGGUGGCAAACAAAGAGAUUAUCAUGAUUCUUUAAAUAAAGCUAGAACAUGGUUGAGAGAUGUCGAGCCGAAAGUACACAGAAUUAUUUCUGAACCUGUUGCUGCGGAGCCAAAACAAGUAGAGGAUCAAUUAAGCAAGGCUAAGGCAUUGAAUAACGAAUUCCUCGCUAAUGAACGUCUAAUCGACAACGCUAAACACAGCGUUGAAGCUUUGUUAAAUUCGUUGGAAGGCCAAUUAACGAUCAACGAGGUUAAUGAGCUUGAAGAACCCGUAAAGGCAUUAGAAGAUAAAUACAAACAACUGAGUAAUGCUCUGGCUGAUAAGUGUCAGGAACUUGACACAGCGUUAGUGAGAAGCCAAGGAGUGCAAGACGCAUUGGACAGUCUGGUUGCAUGGUUGAACAACGUUGAAAGUCAAUUUAAAUCUCUGCAACGUCCAGCAAGUUUACAAAAGGAACGCUUGGAAGAACAACAAAGAGAACAGCGAUUACUUCAAGCGGAUUUGGAUAGCCAUCGUUUGAGCGUAGAAACCAUUACAAGAAAUUCUCAGGAUCUUCUCCUAAAUUCAAGUAACGUUCACAUUGCCAAACGUAUUGAGAGCAAACUGAAAGACGUGCAAAGCAGAUUUGAGAAACUGAUGGACAAGUCCUUGAGGCGCGGUGAAUUCUUGGACGAAAUUGCACAAGCCCUAAACGAAUUCCUCGGGGAUGUAGCCAAAUUUGAGAGUUGGUAUGCGCAUAUAAUGGAAGUUCUCGACUCAAGGGAUCUGAACAAGCUCGACAUGUCAGAGUACGAGGCCAGGAUGGCUCAACUGAUAGAUAUGCGUGAGGAUCAACGCGGAUGCUUUGAGGAUCUCAUACGUAACGGAAAGAAUCUGAUCUCUAAAAAGGAUAUAACCGAAGCGGGCGCAAUCCGAGACAAGAUCAAGGCGCUCGAGUCUCAAUGGAAAGAACUGAAUAAUCUUCUCGAUGAGAAACAACGAUUGUGCAAAUCGAGAGCGGAACAACACACGGCCUAUGAGAAGCUGCGCGAUCAAGUACUCGAUUGGCUUACUCGUACGGAGAACAAGGUGCAAGGACUCGAGCCGGUUGCUGUAGAUUUGGACAAAUUGAAAGUACAACAGGAGGAAUUGAAACCUAUACAAAAGGAAUAUCGCGACUACGGUAACACAGUCGAUAAGAUCAACGAUCUCGGUAUUGCUUAUGACAGUUUGAUGAAGGAACGCGGGGAAAGUCCCACUCGUCGACGUGGUAGUGCUAGUCCGACGAAGAGACCAGUACUGCGAAUAUCACAAGACGGUCGCUCGCCGUCACCCACUAAAUCCUACGCAGUUCAAAGUCCGGUCUCCCCAGGUGGUAGCAGUGGAUUCAGCAGCCGCCGUUCAAGCCAAGAUGGUUUCCACCUAGAGGAAUUAUCACCCGUUCAACAGCAGCUUUCAGAAAUUAAUCAUAGAUAUGGAUUACUUGGUGUCAGACUGUCGGAUCGUCAAACGGAGUUAGAUAACAUUAAAGAUGAAUUGAAAAAACAUAUAGACCAUUUGAAAGUACUCUCUCAAUUCUUGGAUAAGAUUCAGCGACAGUUACCUAAAGAAAGUAUGCCCGCAACUAAAGACGAUGCAGACAAGACAGCCAAACAAGUUAAAGCUCUUGUGGAGGAGAUGUACGAGAAACAAUCUCUACUGGAUAGUACGCGAACGCAAGUGCGUGAUUUAGUUAGACGUAAGAAAGGAGCGUACGGUGUAGAUAGAUUGAACGACGAGAUGGAAGAUGUUGCCAGUAGAUGGAGAUCGAUUUCGGACAGAUGCAAAGAUCGAAUCAAAUUUUUGGAAGACAUUAAAGAUUUUUAUGAUACGUAUGACGGUCUUAACUCUUGGCUCGGCGCUAAAGAGCGUAUGUUGGGCGCUUUGGGACCAAUUUCGUCCGAUCCUCGUAUGGUCGCGAGUCAAGUGCAACAAGUACAAGUUUUGCGAGAGGAAUUUAGAACUCAGCAACCGCAAUUGGAUCAUUUGAUACAAGUCGGAGAAAGUAUUCUCAUCACGAUAUCCAUAGAUUCGGCAGAUGGACAGAAGAUAAAUGCAAAAUUGCAGAGCAUUUUACAAAGAUGGGCAGAUCAAAUGGGAAGAUUGGAUGAAAGAGCUCAAAGUUUGGGUGAUGCCGUUGAUACUAGUCGUGAAUUCGAUGCUAGUCUUAAUCGGCUACGAGACGCUUUGCAAGGAAUCUCAGACAAUUUGGACGAGUUGACUCUUGAAAAAGAUCCUGAAGAGCAGCUUCGUAAGAUUGAAAACUUGGAGAGACAAUUGGAAGGUCAGAGACCGUUGUUAGCGGACGUGGAGAUGGCCGGUGCACAGCUGUGCGAGGUUCUGAGUGAUCCAGCGUCAAGAUCCGAAAUUCAAGGAAAGUUAGCCACAGUCAGCAAGAUGUAUAAUAACUUGCAGAAAAAGCUAGAUCAUAGGAAAGCAGAGAUCGAAGGCAAUCUGCGAGAUGGAAGACAAUUUGAGGCCUCCUGUAGCAGAACUCUAGGAUGGCUUGCGGACGAACUUGGAAACAUGUCUGAAAAGCUGUUAGUGUCUGCUGACAGAGAAGUUUUGCAACAGCAACUUGAUCAUCAUGAACCUGUUUAUCGUAAUGUAAUGGGUAAAGAGCACGAAGUCAUAAUGCUAUUGAACAAAGGGCGCGACGUACUUGCACGAUCUCAGAAAGUUGAAAAUCGCUCGCUCCAACGUGACUUGGAUAAGAUGCAAUCGCAAUGGGAUCGUUUGAAAAAGGAUACUGUCGAAAGACACACCCGGUUGCAAACCUGUGCAGAGCAUUGCAAAAAAUAUUACAAAGCUCAAGAUGUGUUUCUUCCAUGGCUUCGACAAGCCGAGGAUAAAUUGGAUAGUUUGAUUCCCACUUCCUUUAGACGCAAGGACAUCGAGAAGCAGCUGAAGGAAUUGUCAUCAUUCAGGAAUGAAGUUUGGAAGCACUCUGGAGAAUAUGAAAAUAAUAAGAUGCUGGGCGAAACAUUUGUCGGAGCUUGCGAUAUUGAUAAACAAAACGUGAAGAAUGAGCUUAGUGCCAUGAAGACUAGAUGGGAUAAAUUAAACAAUGACUUGUUGUCUAGAACACAGUCUUUGGAAGAUACCGCACGUCAUUUAAUGGACUUCAACGAAAACUUACGCGAUUUGCAACAUGGCUUGCAACGUUGUGAAGAUAAAUUAGCUUCACACGAUGCUCUUGGCGGAGCAGCCAAAGAUCCAAAACUUCUCGACAGAAUAAAGAACUUGCGAGAGGAAACAACGAGCUUGAAGAAACCUUUGCAAUGUGUGAGACAACAGGCUAAUGAUCUUGUAAAUAAAGCUGGCGAACAGGGCGUUGAUGCGACUCAUUUACAAGACGAGAUUGAUAAUGUUACCGAUCGCAUUAAUGAUUUGCAAGCAAAACUAGAUGAUCGAUGUAACGAAUUGCAAAGUGCAGCAACAGCGGUCGCGCAAUUUAAUGAUCAAGCGAAAUUGAUUAACCAACAUUUGUCCGCUCUUGAAAAAGAUCUAGACUCCAUGAAAGCACCCGGUAGAGAAAUCAAAAUUGUACGAGGACAAUUGGAAGAUACCGCUAAGAUUGUUAGCAGAAUUAACAAACUCUAUGAAGAAAUUGGCGAUUUGGGGAAUCUUGGCGAACGUUUGGUCGAUUACGGCUUUGCUGCUGACGCUGUAGCGACGAGAAGUCAAGUUGAUGGAUUUAAACGGCAAAUUGGUAAACUGGAUGAGCGUGCGCGUACUAGAGAAGAGGAACUUACUUCUACUUUAAAUAAACUACAAGAGUUUUAUCAAUUGCACACACACAUUAUGGAAGGUAUUAGUGACGCAAAUGAACAAGUAAGAAGGUUUAAACCUGUUGGAUCCGAAGUAGACUCAAUUAAAGCUCAGCAGGAGGACUUUAGAACUCUUAAAAUCAAGAAGAUCGAACCAUUGGCGCACGCAGUUGUUGAGUGUAACGCGCUUGGUCAAAAUCUUAUACAAACUGCAGGACGAGAUGUCAAUACUAGUAAUAUUGAAAAAGAUGUCGAUAAAAUGAACGAAAGAUGGAACGACUUAAAAGACAGGCUGAAUGAGCGUGAUCGCAAGUUAGAUGUUGGAUUACUACAGUCGGGCAAGUUCCAAGAAGCAUUGGAUGGUUUAGAGAAAUGGCUGACCGAUACAGAAGAAAUGGUUUCGAACCAGAAGCCACCUUCCUCAGAUUACAAAGUCGUGAAGGCCCAACUGCAAGAACAGAAAUUCCUCAGGAAGAUGUUGCUGGACCGACAAAAUUCUAUGACAUCUCUAUACAACAUGGGAAGAGAGGUAGCUGCCGAUGCGGAUCCCAAGGAGCGUAAGGCUAUCGAGAAACAAUUGAACGAUUUAGUAGGCCGAUUUGAUAAUCUGACAGAAAGUGCCGCGGAAAGAAUGGAAGCUCUUGAGCAAGCAAUGGCAGUGGCGAAACGAUUCCAAGAUAAAUUGGUACCACUUGCUAUUUGGUUGGAUAAGACGGAGAAAAAAGUCAGGGAUAUGGAGUUAGUGCCUACCGACGAGGAAAAGAUACAGCAGCGUAUCCGCGAACAUGACAUACUACACGAGGACAUUAUAUCGAAAACACCAGAUUUCAGCGAACUCACGGAGAUAGCCAGCCAACUUAUGUCAAUGGUAGGCGAAGAUGAGGCCACCACGUUGGCUGAUAAGCUUCAAGAUGCGGCAGAUAGAUACGCGACUUUGGUCGAACGAUCUGAGGCUCUUGGUAGUUUGCUGCAACGUUCCAGACAAGGCUUACGUCAUCUGGUUCUCACGUAUCAAGACUUACAGGCAUGGAUGGAGAGUAUGGAGAUCAGAUUAUCAAAAUAUCGCAUCUUGGCUGUACAUACAGAAAAGCUCUUACAACAAAUGGAAGACCUCGCAGAUCUUACGGAAGAAGUAUCAACUCGACAAACGGAAGUCGAUAGUACUGUAGAUUCUGGUCUAGAAUUAAUGAAACACAUUUCGAGUGACGAAGCGCUUCAACUGAAGGAUAAAUUGGACUCUCUGCAACGCCGAUUUAACGAUCUUGUCUCCCGCGGUUCGGAUCUUUUGAAACAUGCUCAGGAAUCUUUACCACUGGUGCAACAAUUCCAUGAUAAUCACAAUCGUUUAAUGGAUUGGAUGCAAGGCGCGGAAACUGCUUUGCAAUCCGCUGAACCUCGCGAGGAAGAAAUUAUUCGACUCGAGAUGGAGAUAUCAGAAUACAGACCCGUUUUGGACAAGAUUAACGCGGUAGGCCCGCAGCUGUGUCAAAUGUCACCAGGAGAAGGUGCUGCAACUAUUGAAGGUCUCGUGACUAGGGACAACAGGCGAUUUGAUGCGAUUGCCGAACAGAUCCAAAGAAAAGCGGAAAGAAUUCAGUUGAGCAAACAGCGAUCCUUAGAAGUGAUUGGCGAUAUCGAUGAUUUGCUCGACUGGUUCAGAGAGGUGGAUAAUCAACUUCGAGAGGCCGAGCCGCCUAGCAGUGAACCUGAAAUUAUUAGAGUACAAUUGAAAGAACACAAAGCCCUUAAUGACGACAUAUCUAGUCAGAAGGGUAGAGUCCGUGAUGUUAUUUCGACUGCGAAGAAGGUAAUACGCGAGAAUGCUCAGCACGAAGAUACGUCUACCAUCAGAGACAAGAUGGAAGACUUGCGCGAAACAAUGGAAAUUGUAUCAGCUUUAUCAAGUGAUAGAUUGGGAGCUCUUGAACAAGCUUUACCAUUAGCGGAACAUCUUCGUGAUACCCAUGCUGGCUUGGUCAGCUGGCUUGAAGAGGCUGAACAACAAGUCGCUAUGUUACCUAUGCCCGCUUUGCGACCCGACUUGAUAGCAGCACAACAAGACAAGAAUGAGCUUCUUAUACAGAGCAUUAACGAGCAUAAACCUCUAGUGGAGAAACUUAACAAGACUGGUGAGGCGCUCAUUAAGUUGUGUAACGAGGAAGAAGGUAUAAAAGUGCAAGAUAUCCUGGAUAAUGAUAAUGCUCGCUAUGCGGCACUAAGAGCUGAGCUGAGAGGCCGGCAACAAGCGCUGGAACAGGCAUUGCAGGAAUCCUCUCAGUUCUCCGACAAACUAGAGGGCAUGCUACGUGCACUGUCUUCUACCGCUGAUCAAGUGAACGGCGCCGAACCUAUCAGUGCCCAUCCGCCUCGUUUGCGCGAUCAGAUGGAAGAGAAUGCCGCACUAGCAGAGGAUCUUGCUCAGAGAUCCGAAGCGUACGCGGCCGUCAAAAAAGCUGCAGACGACGUGAUUAGCAAAGCCGGCAACAGAGCCGAUCCGGCGGUGAAGGACAUUAAACGUAAGCUAGAUAAGCUCAACAACUUAUGGACCGACGUACAGAAGGCCACGACCGAUCGUGGUCGUACCUUGGACGACACUCUGGCCGUCGCCGAGAAAUUCUGGGCCGAGUUAAACGGAGUUAUGGCCACUCUGAGAGAACUGCAGGACGCAUUGGCUGGACAGGCACCACCGGCGGCUCAACCAGCCGCUAUUCAGCAACAACAAGUAGCCUUGCAGGAAAUUCGACAAGAGAUCGAUCAGACCAAACCGGAUGUCGAGCAGGUCCGAACAUCGGGACACGAAUUGAUGGGCUUAUGCGGCGAGCCGGAUAAACCUGAAGUGCGAAAGCACAUUGAAGAUUUGGAUCAAGCUUGGGACAACGUUACCGCUCUAUAUGCCAGACGCGAAGAGAAUCUGAUUGAUGCCAUGGAGAAAGCGAUGGAGUUCCACGAGACGCUGCAGAAUCUAUUGGAGUUCUUGCAAGAGGCCGAGGACAGAUUCGCGGAGAUGGGCCCGCUUGGCAGCGACAUCGACGAGGUCAAGAAGCAGAUUAAGCAGUUGGCCAAUUUCAAGGCCGAGGUGGAUCCACACAUGGUGAAGGUUGAAGCAUUAAACAGGAGUCUGACAAGGCAAGCGGCCGAAUUAACAGAAAGAACUUCCUCCGAACAAGCGGCAGCCAUCAAAGAACCACUCGGUGCUGUAAACAAACGCUGGGAUGGAUUGCUGAGAGGCAUGGUGGAAAGGCAGCGAUUACUGGAGAAUGCAUUAUUGCGACUCGGUCAAUUCCAGCACGCUUUGGAUGAACUAUUAGUAUGGAUCGAUAAAACUGAUAAAACGUUGAAUAAUCUUAGACCAGUGGCGGGUGAUCCACAAGUGAUCGAAGUCGAGUUGGCCAAACUGAAAGUACUAGUGAAUGAUAUACAAGCUCAUCAGACGAGCGUUGACACUCUGAACGACGCUGGACGACAGUUAAUUGAGGAUGGCAAAGGUACCGCAGAAGCGUCAACUACAGCUGACAAACUGGGCACUUUGAAUCGUCGCUGGCGAGAUCUACUCCAACGCGCUGCUGAUCGCCAACGAGAAUUGGAAGAUGCCUUACGAGAGGCUCAAUCCUUUACCGCUGAAAUACAAGACUUGCUGUCGUGGUUGGGCGACGUAGAUAAUAUGAUAGUAGCCUCUAAGCCCGUUGGCGGAUUGCCCGAGACAGCGUCUGAACAAUUAGAACGCUUUAUGGAGGUGUACAACGAGCUAGAACAAAACCGUCCAAAGGUCGAAACAGUGCUGCAACAAGGACAGGAAUAUCUGAAGAAAGCAGAUACGAGUAGUGCUGGUGGAUUAAAUCACAAUUUGCGAACGUUGAAACAAAAGUGGGACAAUGUGCUUGCACGUGCCAGCGAUAAGAAAAUAAAGUUAGAAAUUGCUCUGAAGGAAGCCACCGAAUUCCAUGAUGCGUUACAAGCUUUCGUUGAUUGGUUAACUAAUGCCGAAAAGAUUCUAACGAAUCUCAAACCAGUCUCGAGAGUCAUGGAAACCAUACUUCAACAAAUCGAGGAACACAAAGCAUUCCAAAAGGAUGUCAGCGUUCAUCGUGAAACAAUGCUGAAUCUCGACAAAAAAGGGACCCAUCUCAAAUACUUCUCUCAAAAGCAAGACGUGAUUCUUAUAAGAAACUUACUCGUGAGUGUACAACACAGAUGGGAACGAGUAGUUUCCAAAUCAGCCGAGAGAACGAGAGCUCUAGAUCACGGUUACAAGGAAGCCAGAGAGUUCCACGAUAGCUGGUCGAACCUAAUGAACUGGUUGGAUGAAACCGAGAAAACAUUAGACGAAGUUGCUACCGACGGACUUGGCGGCAAUGAUCCAGAUAAAAUUAAAUCGCGCCUCAACAGACACCGCGAGGUACAAAAAGCACUAAGUGCUAAGCAAAGCACAUACGAUAAUACCAUGAAAAACGGCAAAACAUUGAAAGACAAGGCGCCGAAGACCGAUGAACCUGCCUUAAGGGAACUUCUGAACGAGUUAAAGAACAAGUGGACAACGGUCUGCGGUAAAUGCGUGGAUCGGCAAAGAAAGUUGGAGGAAGCCUUGCUAUUCUCCGGACAAUUUAAGGACGCUAUUCAGGCGUUGUUGGAGUGGUUGAGUAAGACCGAGAAAUAUCUGGCCAAUCCCGGACCACUUUACGGUGAUUUGGAUACGGUAACUAAUUUGGUAGAACAACACAAAACCUUUGAGAGGGAUCUGGAGUCACGUGCCUCACAGAUGGAGUCCGUCAUUAAGACCGGUCAUGAACUAGAAUCUAAAGCUUCUAUUGAAGACGCAUCGAUGAUCAGAUCGCAAUUGUCCGAAUUGAAUAGUCUUUGGGACAGAGUGACGAGUCUCUCGAUAAAGAAGUCCAGAUUAUUAGAAGAAGCCAUCAGAGAAGCCGAACGACUUCACAAAGCUGUUCACGUAUUGCUAGAAUGGUUGAGCGACGCGGAAAUGAAGCUUAGAUUUGCGGGACCGCUGCCAGAAGACGAGCAGGAGAGCAGGAACCAAGUGAUGGAGCACCAGAGAUUCCUCCGCGAAUUACAGACCAAGGAAAUUGAAAAAGACAACACGUUAGAAUUGGCACACAUUAUUCUUGGAAAAGCGCAUCCCGAUGGUGCUGCGGUUAUCAAACACUGGAUCACGAUUAUUCAGUCUAGAUGGGAAGAAGUAGCGACGUGGGCCUAUCAAAGAAAUCAAAGACUGGAGAAUCAUAUGCAAGGACUACAGGAUCUUGAUAAUCUUCUCGAAGAAUUAUUAGCCUGGCUCGAAGGUUUGGAGAAUACUUUGAAUGCUUUGGAAGCGGAACCCUUGCCCGACGAUAGAGCCACGCUCGAAAUGCUUAUCGCGGAUCAUAGAGAGUUCAUGGAGAAUACCAGCCGAAGACAAAAUGAAGUUGAUCGCGUGUGCAAGGCCCGACAAAUUAAGCCGAUAAGGGACCCGAGAAAAAUAUCAAAAGUCAGAUCUCCGGCGCCUACUAAGGAUCUCUAUCAGGAUAACGAGCAUGAGCAGUCUCAGCCUCGCAAACAAAGCCGAGGCAGCCCAGGUCGUGACAGAACACCAGAUCUUUCAUUGCCACACAUCGGUCCACGCUUCCCACCCAAAGGAAGCAGCAAAGGAGCCGAACCAGAAUUCCGUAGCCCGAGAGUUAAGCUUCUUUGGGAUAAGUGGCGUCACGUUUGGAUGCUGGCGUGGGAACGACAACGUCGUCUGCAGGAUAAAUAUAAUUAUAUUCAGGAAUUAGAACGCGUCGCCAACUUUAGCUGGGAAGAUUGGCGCAAACGGUUCCUGAAAUUCAUGAAUCACAAGAAAUCUAGAUUGACAGAUCUGUUCAGGAAAAUGGAUAAGAAUAAUGAUGGACUUAUACCGAGGGAGGACUUCAUUCAAGGAAUUAUGAACACCAAAUUCGAAACCUCUCGUUUGGAAAUGGGUGCUGUUGCUGAUCUUUUCGAUCGUCAUGGCGAAGGCUUGAUAGAUUGGAAGGAGUUCAUUGCUGCUCUACGGCCCGACUGGGAGGAACGACGACCCUACAACGAUACAGACAAGAUACACGACGAAGUUAAACGACUGGUCAUGCUGUGCACCUGUCGCCAGAAAUUCCGAGUUUUCCAAGUUGGCGAAGGAAAAUAUAGGUUUGGUGACAGUCAAAAGUUGCGAUUAGUUCGAAUCCUGCGCUCUACUGUCAUGGUACGCGUUGGUGGAGGCUGGGUAGCGUUAGACGAAUUCCUUUUGAAGAACGAUCCAUGUCGCGUUUUUCUAAUGCCAAUACCGGAUCCUAACAAACCGGAACAACAUGAGGGUUGGUGUCCGCUCGCCAAGGGAAGAACGAAUAUUGAGCUGCGGGAACAAUUUAUACUGGCGGACGGCGUUAGCCAAACUAUGACGGCCUUCCGGUCCAAGCCGAGUCCGACCUCGACACUCCAGCGUACGCAAAUGUCUUCCUCCAAUGCUGGACCGAUCACUAAGGUGAGAGAACGUAGUGCUCGUAGCGUACCUAUGGGUCAAUCGCGAGCUUCGCGCUCAUCCUUGAGCGCCGGCACGCCCGACAGCCUUAGCGACAACGAAAGUUCCUUCAAGACAUCUGUUAGAAAAACCAGCACGCCUUACAGAUCUACCGUAACGCCUGGUGGUAGCCGUCCAUCCAGCAGACCAACAUCAAGACCUGCCUCCCGACCAGCCAGUAGACCGAGUAGCCGGCCUGCGUCGAGACAAGGAAGUAAACCGCCUAGUCGAUAUGGAUCAACACAGUCUUUGGAUGAUGACUCGUCUACCCCAAGUCGCAUUCCGCGAAGGACCAUCGUAGGUUCCGGUAAUACCCCAACCUCCAGUAGACACAAUAGCAUAUCCGGUAGGAAACUUACAACCCCGAUGAACGGCUCGAGCUCUCGACCUCGCACUCCAACGGGAUUAAUUAGCCCCGCCAGUGGAGUGCCCUCCAGGUUUGGCUCAAUCCAUAGAGCUUCGAGUAUUCCAACCCUGACUGGUGUCGGAACACCUAUCAGCCGCUCUAGGAUACCCGUGUAUGUGGGGGUGGAUAUAAAAUCUCCUCAGUCGACCACCAGCAAUAUGUCGACUCAUUCAACACAAAGCAACCAUUCUACAAUUUCUACUGAUUCUACUGGGAGCAGUUCCCUGUGUACCAAUUCAGCAACUAACAUACCAACAGCCAUUAAGCAAGCUAGGGUACGUACACCGUCCAGUGGAUCCAGCACACCACUACCACCGUCUUCGAAAUUAUCGAGAAAACCCUCCGGAGCUUCUGACACAUCCGUGCCGGGAACGACUUCGAGUACGCGAAGGGGGAAACCCACAUCGAUCGAACAGCGCGCGCCGUUCCGAUUGUAAUAGCUUAUUAACGAAUACAUAUGGCUUGUAAAAAUUAGCGUAUUAUAUGCUCGAACGAGAAUAAAUAUAAAAUAUCCCCGCUGCAAAUUUAAGAAUGAACGGUAUUACAGGGAACAUACAGAAUAUAGAUUAUUGUUGUGGUAUGAUGAGAGAGAAGAGCGCGUGGAAUAUGCGAAUGCUAAAUUUGACUGGAUCAAAAUUCCGUAGAAGACAAAUGACGAAUCUAGAAUUUUUAUUCAUUUCAUUGAAUUCCGCCAAGUACCGAAUGCCAUUAAAAUUACGGAUACCAAUGAGUAUUUCGUGCUCUCUUAGGAUAAGGGAUUAUAAAUCAAGUUGGGGAAAUUUAUUUAUUUCGUGCUCGCGUUAGAAAGUGCUUAAAGCCUCUAUCUAGUUUAUAAUAACACAUAAAAGUGAAAUAAAUUAUUGUUAUAAAUAAUUAAUAUUGCCGAAAAAUUAGUAUUACCGAAAGUGCAGGGUAAUGCUGUAUAAUUGAAAAUACUUAGGUGAGAUGUAACAAUAUCUUCGCCGCGACUUUCUCGAUAAGGACAAUACUACUAAAAAGAUUUUUAGCGUAAAAAAAAGCGUUAUAUGUAUUAUAAUUACGCUUAUGUUUGAUAUAUAUAACUAGAUGCCUGUGUAAAAUCACUUUUAUAUAAUUUAAUGUAAUUUGCUCUUGUAUUUACGUGAUUUAUACAUCACGUAUAACCAUCAAGUUUUCUCAGUGAAGAUUUUUGAGCUAUAUUUGAGCAAAUUGUAUACACAGAAACAUUAAUUUAUUUAAUACUUUUUGCUUGACUUAUUGUAUUUCGUCGUAUGAUAUAAUUAACAUUUAAUUCGCAUUUGUUAGAGAAAAAAAAUUUAUGCGAUUUUAGAUUAUGAUAUAGAUUGUGAAUCGACAUUCUUUUUUGUUAUCCGUUUCGCAAAUUGCACCUAUUCAUUUAAUUAUAUACUUG
Molecule: messenger RNA, 31385 nt
Organism: Monomorium pharaonis (pharaoh ant)
Lineage: Eukaryota; Metazoa; Arthropoda; Insecta; Hymenoptera; Formicidae
Gene: shot
Product: microtubule-actin cross-linking factor 1
Exons: 47
Coding region: 4795-30432 (8545 amino acids)
Biological process (GO): wound healing; intermediate filament bundle assembly
Cellular component (GO): cytoskeleton; keratin filament; cytoplasm
Molecular function (GO): calcium ion binding; microtubule binding; keratin filament binding
Source: RefSeq, a predicted model, not a curated record